GUCGGCACCAUUUCCGGCGGCGAGAUUCCUCAAGUCGGACGUGGUCGGACGUGCUGUGGUCGGACGUGCUGUACGACUUGCCGCAUUGCCGUCUGGUUGAAUCCAUGCGUGACAGAUCCAACCAAGUAACAAUAUGACGGACACAGACGUAGUGGUGCUGGAAGAUCCUGCCCCGAAGGAAGAACUGGCGGCGCACUUCCAAGCACCGGCAAUCCAGCAUAAUCCAGACGGCUGGGGCCCAUGUGAACUGCCGGAUCAGUUUAAGGACAUUCCUUACCAGCCAUUUUCGAAAGGAGAUAGAUUAGGCAAGAUCUCUGACUGGACUACGCCAGCUUUCCAGGACAAAAAGUUUCCAAACAAAUAUACAUCGCAGUUUGGUUCAGGCAGCCAAUAUGCCUACUAUCAUGACGAGGAUGAAACCACUUUCCACUUGGUGGACACUACCCGCGUGCAGAAGCCGCCGUAUCAACGCGGCCGCUUCCGUCACAAUCAACGUAACAUGCGCGGUCGUGGUGGUCAGCGUGGUGGAUUGAGCCAGAUGCAGCAGCUAGGAAAACUCAAGUUGCGAGAACGGGAGCGUAAGGGACAAACGAAGCGUUGGGGCAGGCAGCAGGGUCUGCGUAAUCACAAGAACCAACCACCUAUCAAGAUUCGAGAUGCUUCUGUAACUGUGCGACCUGACUGGAUAACUAUUGAGGAAAUGGACUUUCCUCGAUUGGCUAAACUCUCGUUGCCUGGCGUGAAGGACGGCGAGGAUAUCUUGUGCUGUGGCUCGCUCGAGUAUUAUGACAAGACGUACGAUCGUGUGAAUGUCAAGAGCGAGAAACCGCUGCAAAGAAUCGAUCGUAUCUUCCACACGGUCACAACUACCGACGAUCCAAUAGUUCGAAAAUUGUCGAAGACUGAGGGCAACGUAUAUGCCACCGACGCAAUCUUGGCUACCAUCAUGUGCUGUACGCGCAGCAAUUAUUCAUGGGACAUCGUCAUUGAGAAAAUUGGCGACAAGCUGUUCUUUGAUAAACGAGAUAAUACCGAGUUCGAUCUUUUGACAGUGAACGAGACUAGUGUCGAACCGCCACAGGACGACGGCAACUCGCUGAAUUCACCUAGAAAUUUGGCACUUGAGGCAACUUUUAUUAAUCACAACUUCUCGCAACAGGUACUCAAAUCAAAUGAGCCACGGUACAAGUUCGAAGAGGGCAAUCCGUUCAUUGCGGAGGAAGAGGAGAGCGAUGUUGCCAGUGUGGCUUAUCGUUAUCGCAAGUGGGAUCUCAACAACGGUAUAGUACUCGUCGCUCGAUGCGAGCACGACGCCGUAAUGCAGGGUCCGAACAACGAGAACCAGUUCCUGACGAUCAAAGCGUUGAACGAAUGGGAUUCGAAGUUGGCUAACGGAGUCGAAUGGCGUCAGAAGCUCGAUACGCAGCGUGGCGCAGUUUUGGCUAACGAAUUGCGCAAUAACGCCUGUAAACUCGCCAAAUGGACGGUUCAGGCGUUACUAGCUGGUUCAGAUCAGCUGAAAUUUGGAUACGUGUCACGCGCUAUAGUGCGAGACUCGAGCAAGCAUGUGAUUCUCGGUACUCAGCAGUACAAACCGAAUGAAUUUGCAACGCAAAUUAAUCUGAACAUGGAUAAUGCUUGGGGCAUUCUAAGAUGUAUCAUCGAUAUUUGCAUGAAACAGAAGGACGGCAAAUACUUGAUAAUGAAGGAUCCCAACAAGCCUAUGAUUCGAUUGUACGAUAUUCCUGAUAAUACUUUCGAGAGCGAGGGUGAAGAAGAUGAGGAUGACGACGAACCUGUUAACGACGCGUUUCAGAGUUAACAGCUGCGACGCUAAUUACUCUCAUAAUUAAUCGCUAAUCAUUAAUUGAUUACGCCUUUAAAAUUUUUGUGGAAACACAGGAGUAUUAUAAAGAAAAUAAAUGAGAAGAUUUCAAUACGAUA
This is a messenger RNA of Solenopsis invicta (red fire ant), 1944 nucleotides long. RefSeq names its product eukaryotic translation initiation factor 3 subunit D (gene eIF3d1). Gene Ontology annotation, cellular component: eukaryotic translation initiation factor 3 complex; cytoplasm. The coding region runs from base 134 to 1822 and encodes 562 amino acids. Lineage: Eukaryota; Metazoa; Arthropoda; Insecta; Hymenoptera; Formicidae. The record is from RefSeq and is a predicted model, not a curated record. Gene Ontology annotation, biological process: translational initiation. Gene Ontology annotation, molecular function: translation initiation factor activity. The transcript is spliced from 3 exons.